Setaria italica (foxtail millet) is the source of this 645-nucleotide messenger RNA. RefSeq names its product BTB/POZ and MATH domain-containing protein 2. Gene Ontology annotation, molecular function: protein binding. NCBI's taxonomy places the organism in Eukaryota, Viridiplantae, Streptophyta, Magnoliopsida, Poales, Poaceae. The transcript has a single exon. Gene Ontology annotation, biological process: protein ubiquitination. The coding region runs from base 106 to 645 and encodes 179 amino acids. The record is from RefSeq and is a predicted model, not a curated record.
UGCUUCACGGUCAGGUGUGCUCUGACAGUCAUUAAGGAGUCUCAAUCGUCGGAAGAUAACAAGAUCGCAGUGCCUCCGUCGAACCUGUGCCAAGAUUACGCUGCCAUGCUGAAGAAGAAGGAAGGUGCUGAUGUGACGUUCAAUGUCGAUGGCCAAUUGUUCCCUGCUCACAGAUGCGUGCUCGCUGCACGGUCACCGUUUUUUCAGGCUGAGUUCUUUGGCCCGAUGAAGAAGAAGCCUGCACAGGACAUCAUGAUCGGUGACAUCAAGCCCACCAUCUUUGAGGCUCUUCUUCAGUUCAUGUACACAGAUUCCCUACCUGAUGAUUACAACGCCGAGGACAAUGUGACAGUAUGGCAGCAUCUGCUAGUUGCUGCGGAUCUGUAUGGACUAGAGAGGCUGAGGCUCAUUUGCGAAGACAAGCUGUGCUGUAGCAUCAAUGUGCAGACCGUUGCAAGCACCUUUGCUUUGGCAGAGCAACAUAGCUGUGUUCAACUUAAGGAUAAGUGCCUCCAAUUUAUUGCCUCCCGGGCUGUGCUUGGUGCCGUCAUGGAAACCGAUGGGUUCAAGGAUCUUGUCGCAAGCCGCCCUUUGGUCAUGAAGGAGAUUCUAGAUAAGGUUGCUGUUGUCAAGGAUGAUGAGUAA